UUGUAUGAACCAAUGUCCUAUACCAGCCACCCUUUAUCAUCUGGGCAAUUGCCCUACAGAUACCGCGUGCCCUUCACGCUCUGAAGGCUUAAGUGGGCCUUACUCCUAGAAUAAUAAUCAGCACUUGUGGUAAGUAGAUUGGUAAAGGCGUUGAUAAGAAGAUUGACCAAGGUUGAAGCCAAAAAAGAAAAUGACCAAAGGUUAAAAAGCCACAAAUCAACCAAACAAAUGGCUUCAGCUGAACUCAUGUGAAUGUGAGUGGAAGAUUGAAGCUUUUUACCUCUGUCUGUCUCUCUGCACUGGUCCCCCUGCAACUCUGCCUAGCCUUUCGCCGCCUUCUACGUCCACUUUUGUAUUGCUUCUCUCUCUCUCUCUCUCUCAGAUGAAAUGGGUUCUCUUUGUUCGAGCUAGCUCACAUACUGUACUGACUACUGAGCGCUUCAUUAUGAUUUACCAUGUGGAUUAACAAAACUUGACUAGUUCGAGGAGCUGUGAUUUUCCCAAAAGUUUGUUUCUUUUGUACAUCUUGCUGAUGCUUCUAUGUAGGAUCAGUUCUAGCUGGGUUUUUGGGUAGUGAGGAUUCUGGGCUGUUCUUCAAGUUCAAUAGUGAAGUGAACUGAAUUCCCUCAAAAAUUUGGAGCACUCACAAAUAAGACACUCUGUGGAAGCUAGCAAUAAUGUCCAUGUUCUUGAAGCUUUGGAGCGCUUCUGAAUAACACAAAAGAGUCCAAUUCUUCACCAUGCCUUUAUCGGAGCUAUAUCGAAUGGCCAGAGGGAGGAGUGAUUCGAAUCCAGAUUUCGAACCUGUGAAUGAUUUUGUUGAACUGGUAUGGGAAAAUGGGCAGAUUAUGAUGCAAGGUCAAUCCAGUAGAGCUAGAAAGAGUCCAACUUUUAACAGCUUACCAUCUCACACCCCCAAGAAUCGAGAUAGAGAUUUAGGAAAUGGAACCAAUGGGAAGAUGGGGAAAUUUGGGUCUGUGGACUCUGUGAUGGAUGAAAUUCCAUUGUCGGUGCCAUCUGUUGAAAUGGGUUUGAGUGACGAUGAUGACAUGUUGCCUUGGUUGAAUUAUGCCCUUGAUCAACCUUUACAACAUGAAUAUAGCCAUGAUUUUAUGCCUGAAAUAUCUGGUGUCAAUGCAAAUGAGAUUUCCACCAAUGGCAAUCUCGCAUCAAUCGAGAAAAGGAGUAGUUCUAGUCAGAUAUAUAGGGAGUGCAGCCCCAAUUCUACCCAUGGAGGUGCUCUUUUGGAACAAAGGAAUGUAUCAAAGCUUUCUUCAAUAAGUGCUGCUGAGGUUAGCAGACCCAGAACUAGUACUACUCACUUAUACCAGAUGUCAUCACAGCAAUCCCAAGCAUCAAUUCCAUCUUUUAGAUCAAUCGCUUCGGAUAUGGUUGCUGUUAACACAAGUAGUGCCGACCAUCAUGCUGUUUGCAAGAAUUCAAUUCAGGCUUCACCUGCAGGUGGUUUUCCUGGCAUAAUAACGCAGAAGCAAAAUCCACCAACUCCUAGUAAUAAUAAUUCAACCAUAGUGAACUUUUCCCAUUUCUCACGACCAGCUACUCUUGCAAAAGCCAAUCUUCACAAUAAUGGUGCAACGUCUAGCUCGAGUUUAGUAAGGGUGGAAAAGAUUGGAAAUAAGGAUAAGGUUUCAGUUGCAACUAGUAGCAAUCCUCCUGAGUCGAUACUAAUCGAAUCAAGCUGCAGUUUACUGAAGGAGUCAACUUCACAGUGCCAAGAUGUUAUGGCCCCCUCCAGUGUUGAUAUGAAACCAACCGCAUCUAAGCCUCUUGAGGAACCACGUACUACUAAACAGUCUGAGGCUGCAUAUCAAGAGGAUGCCUCUAAGAAUGAUGACACAAACUCCAAUCAUAUUCCUUGUGAAAGCGCAAUUAGGGCACUUCCAGAUGCUGAAAAAACUACAGAGCCUGUGGUUGCUUCUUCUGUUUGCUCAGGCAAUAGUGUGGACAAAGCUUCAGAUGAUCCAGCUCGUGCGUUGAAGAGAAAAUCUCGUGAUACUGAUGACUCUGAAUGCCAUAGUGAAGAUGUAGAGGAAGAAUCUGUGGGCGUGAAAAAGGUAGCUCACGGUCGAGGUACAGGUUCCAAGAGAAGCAGAGCAGCAGAAGUGCAUAACUUAUCAGAAAGGAGGCGAAGGGAUAGAAUCAAUGAAAAGAUGCGGGCGCUUCAAGAACUCAUACCUAAUUGCAAUAAGGUGGACAAAGCUUCAAUGCUUGAUGAGGCCAUUGAGUAUUUGAAGACACUUCAACUCCAAGUACAGAUUAUGUCGAUGGGAGCUGGUUUGUAUAUGCCACAAAUGAUGUUACCACCAGGAAUGCAACACAUGCAUGCACCCCGUAUGGCUCAUUUCUCGCACAUGGGUGUUGGAAUGGGAAUGGGAAUGGGAUUGGGCAUGGGUUUUGGGAUGGGUAUGCCUGACAUGAAUGGUGGAUCUUCUGGUUACCCUAUGCUUCAGGUGCCUCCUAUGCAAGGUGCACAUUUUCCUGGUUCACCAAUGUCAGGGCAUACUGCGUUCAAUGGGAUGGUAGGAGCUAACCUUCAGAUGUUUGGGCUUCCUGGUCAAGGAGUUCCCUUACCGAUGCAACGCGCACCCUUAGUUCCCGUAUCUGGAGGGCCCUUUAUGAAGUCAGCUGUACGACCAAAUGGUUGUGGUGCCGGAGGUCCUGUAGAACCAGCUCAAGCUUCUAGUUCAAAGGAUUCAGUGCAGAACAUGAACUCUCAAGUGAUGCAAAACACCAACACCAAUAGCUCCAUGAAUCAGACUUCUAAUCAGUGCCAGGCAACAAAUGAGGUAUUUGGACAGUCUGCAUUUGUGCAAAAUAAUGUUCAAGCGUCGGAUGUUAGUACCAGCGGAGCUAACAGAUCUACUAACGGAAAAGACCAAGUGCUUAGUAGACCAGCUAGUUAUGACUAACAAGCAGUUCAAAGUACAUGAAAAAGGUACCUCUGAGUCGAUGAGGUUGAACCUUUACAAUAACCAUCUGAAUUUUUAUUUCAGUAGUACAAUCACAUAUUGCACAGAUUUUGGUACCUUGAGAAGACUUGAAUUCCUUCUAGCAUUUGUACAUUCACUUUGUAACUGGUGAGGUGCAAUGUCAAGAGUUGAGUAUACCACAAAUAUGUAUCAGAUUUGUGUUUUGGCCAUUUUUAUAACAAUUCUUUGAAUUAGUGAAAUGAUUAGUGGUGCCGUAUAGCAUUUCUGUGUAUUCUA
Rosa rugosa (rugosa rose) is the source of this 3227-nucleotide messenger RNA. Its product is annotated as transcription factor PIF3. The record is from RefSeq and is a predicted model, not a curated record. NCBI's taxonomy places the organism in Eukaryota, Viridiplantae, Streptophyta, Magnoliopsida, Rosales, Rosaceae. Gene Ontology annotation, molecular function: DNA-binding transcription factor activity; protein dimerization activity. Gene Ontology annotation, biological process: regulation of DNA-templated transcription. The transcript has 9 exons. The coding region runs from base 741 to 2930 and encodes 729 amino acids.